GUACAGCAUGUAUUUGAGGCACGGCGAGCUGCUCCACUCCUGUUUACAUGGCUGCCCGCAUCUGGGGCAGGGUCUCGUAUAUUCUGGGGACUGCAGCUGCUCUCCUCCUGCCUUCUGAGCGCUCUGCUGGCCACCAGCUCGCUUUCAGGAAUUGUUUUUUCCAGCCCGAAUUUCUUCAAAGGCCUCUUCAGUGCCUCCCUGCCACUCCGGCCCCAUUUGGAUCUAAGCAGUGCCCCAGCAGCAGAAUGGACCUGCCAAAAUUAGACUUCUCUGCAUGACGUUUCUGGUAACUAGCAGAAUGGUGGCUGGCGAGGCGAGUGGGCACAGCUUCCUGGUGGCAUGCUGGCAGCCCAUCCUCAUCCUGAUGCUGGGCACAGUGCUGUCGGGCUCGGCCACAGGAUGCCCUUCCCGCUGCGAGUGCAGCGCUCAGGAGCGCUCCGUCCUGUGCCACCGCAGGAAGCUGAUCAGCCUUCCAGAAGGGAUACCCAUCGAGACACGACUGUUGGACCUGAGCAAGAACCGUUUGAAAGGCAUCAACCCUGAGGAGUUCAUCAACUAUCCUCACUUGGAAGAGCUGCAGCUCAAUGAGAAUGUUAUCUCGGUCAUUGAGCCGGGUGCCUUCAGCAAUCUCUUUGGCUUACGGACGUUAGGACUGCGCAACAACAAGCUGAAGCUCAUUCAGCUGGGCGUAUUUACUGGCUUGAGUAACCUUACAAGAUUGGACAUCAGUGAGAAUAAAAUAGUCAUCCUGCUGGACUACAUGUUCCAGGACCUUUAUAAUCUAAAGGAACUGGAGGUGGGAGAUAAUGACCUGGUCUUCAUCUCUCACAGAGCCUUUCAUGGCCUCACUAGUUUAGAGCAGCUCACCAUGGAGAGGUCCAACCUGACCUCUGUGCCCACAGAGGCUUUCAGCCAUCUUCACAAUUUGCUGAUCCUCAAGCUGUGGAAUUUCAAUGUUAACAUCAUUAGGGACUUUUCCUUCAGGAGACUCUACCGCCUGAAAGUGCUAGAGAUAGCAAAUUGGCCCUUUCUAGAAACCCUGACCGCCAAGUCUCUUCAUGGGCUUAACAUUACCACCCUGAGUGUCACAAACUGCAACCUCACUGCCGUCCCUUAUGUGGCCAUCCAGCACCUUGUGUACCUUCGCUCUCUCAAUCUUUCCUUCAAUCCCAUUGAGAUUGUGGAGGGCAACAAAAUGCACAAUUUGAUGAGGCUCCAGGUGUUCGACUUAGUAGGAGGUCGAUUAACCACUAUUGAGCCUUACUCUUUCAGAGGUCUAAACUACCUUAAAGUUCUCAACGUAUCCAGCAAUAGCCUAAGCACUUUAGAAGAGUCUGUCUUUCACUCGGUUGGCAACCUGGAGACCUUGGGCCUAUAUGACAACCCCUUGGCAUGCGAUUGCCGUCUGCGUUGGGUCUUUCGUCGCCGCCUGAGGCUCAAUUUCAACAAGCAGCAGCCAUCUUGCGCCACGCCCGAGUUUGUUCAGGGGAAAGAGUUUAAAGACUUCCCAGAUACUCCCCCCGAAAACUCUUUUACUUGUCAGAAAUCUCAGAUCAGGGACCACAAAGCCCUUCAGAGAUUUGUAGAUGAGGGGACCACGGUUCGCUUUGCAUGCCAAGCAGAUGGGGACCCGGCCCCUGUGAUCAUGUGGCAAUCUCCAAGGAAGCAAUUCAUCACCACCAAAAGUGUUGGACGUCUCUCAGUGUCUCUGGACGGAACUCUGGAAGUGCGUUACGCCCAAAUACAAGACAAUGGCACAUAUACAUGUAUAGCUACCAAUGCAGGGGGUAAUGACACCAAGCUUGCUCAUUUACACGUUCAUAGUUAUUCUCCUAACUGGCCCCAUCAGCCUAAUAAGACAUUUGCCUUCAUAUCCAACCAGCCCAACGACGGUGGUGCCAAUGGGACUGGUAGAUCAGUCCCAUUCCCAUUUGAUAUGAAGACUCUCAUCAUUGCUACUACCAUGGGAUUUAUCUCUUUCCUCGGAGUGGUGCUGUUCUGUCUCGUUCUCCUCUUCCUCUGGAGCCGGGGGAAAGGUAACGCCAAGCCAAACAUUGAGAUUGAAUAUGUGCCACGUAAAGUAGACGGGGAGACUAGUCCAACUGAGGAGUCCCAUAAGAUCAGAAUGAAAAUGAUGUAAAAGUUUUCAGUAUAAGUAAGUUACAGUGAACUGCAGUUCAUAUGAGAAAUCGCUGGCAAGAGACUUUCUUGGAGGAGUGAAGGAGAAGUUUAUUUGUUUCCCUUACGGAAUUGAUGGAAGAAUCAAUGUCUAAAGUAAAGCCUUUUCCAAAUAUUUUUUUUGCCAAUCACUACACAGCUCAGUCCUACAGGGAUUGCUUCUUCAAAGGAAAGUCAGAAAGAAUUUCAAGGGACCUAAAAUUCUGUUUUUGUUUGGGUAACUACUCAGAUUGUUUAAGAGCCAGAAAACAGAAGGCCAGUUUUAAACCCAUAUUUGUCCUUGUCUUUUAUCUUCCGUCAUUUUUUCCUGUACAUAAUUCUUUCUGUGUACAUAGGGCAAUACAGUUGAUAAAAAUGAGGGUUGAGAAAUCAUGUUCAUGGGUUGUUGAGCAUCUUGAAGUUAUUGUGAUGUGCUUAAAUGGGUCAGAUAUAUGUAAAUUGUAUACCUGUCUGAUUAAAUUGCCAACUCUUUAUAAGAGAUUUUUUUGUUUAAAAUGAAAUAACGAUUAUGCUUGACAAUCAUCCAUAUUGUAAAAGUCAAGUGUUAAUCCUUAAAUAUGGUGUCCUUAAAUGGAUGGUAUUAUUUCAGUUUUAAUGCCAGAUAUAAGCCUAGUAUAUAUAUAAGCCAAAUGUAGCUUUGAAGUUAAAGCCAUUUGGUGUUUCUGAAUGUGUGGUGAAGCCAAUCUGUUGUGGUAUUCACACUGAAAUGUCUGACAGAAGCCUCACGAGAUGUCUCAGCAGUUUUCAUCUGCUGACGAAAAGUUUACAUUUUUAUUGAUUUCUCUUUUUCAUCGUAUCCUGUCAUGAUUAAUUUGCCAUACCUUAAUACAUCCUUAACAUUCAUAAGGCAGGGACUUUCUUUGAAGGCAAAUGUGUUCAUCAACCCUUGAAAACUAUCAGUAUUGCCUCUGGAACAAUGACAGACUUAAAAUGAUACCAUUAAAAUGAUAACCUUUUUUUA
Colossoma macropomum (tambaqui) is the source of this 3139-nucleotide messenger RNA. It is a transcript of the gene lingo1b, whose product is annotated as leucine rich repeat and Ig domain containing 1b. The record is from RefSeq and is a predicted model, not a curated record. Gene Ontology annotation, molecular function: protein binding. NCBI's taxonomy places the organism in Eukaryota, Metazoa, Chordata, Actinopteri, Characiformes, Serrasalmidae. The transcript has 2 exons. Gene Ontology annotation, cellular component: extracellular matrix. The coding region runs from base 275 to 2140 and encodes 621 amino acids.